Xylona heveae TC161 is the source of this 1889-nucleotide messenger RNA. RefSeq lists its product as hypothetical. Gene Ontology annotation, cellular component: mitochondrion. The transcript has 4 exons. Lineage: Eukaryota; Fungi; Ascomycota; Xylonomycetes; Xylonales; Xylonaceae. Bases 19 to 1764 code for a protein of 581 amino acids. The record is from RefSeq and is a predicted model, not a curated record.
AGAAACCAAAGGACAAUCAUGCUUCAACUCUGGCAGCGGUUGAGCGCCCCCUCACUAGCCACCCAGAAUCUCCGAUUAUGUAGCUCCUCUCAGCGAAAAAUAUCCGGCAUGGGGCGCAAUCCCAGCGCCAUUUCGCGGCAUCCGGUGCCUGAGAGCUUAACCACAGGGACAGAUUCGAAAGAGUGGACCCCACGAUACGAUCCUUAUUCAUACACCGGUGGAAGAUGGCUUAAUCGGGAUGAGCUCCAACGAAACUCUCGCCAUAUACCGUUUGACUUCUCUGCACUUUGUAGCAGAGCUAUCUCUCUGUGCCCAGGAGCAACCAAUAUUGUCAAAAAUGAAAAGAGAGAAGGGGGAUUUAACAGAGUCUUCCUAUUUACAAUGGACAAUGGUUCUUGUGUUGUGGCAAGGUUACCAACCAGUAUUGUCGGCCCACCGAGGUUAACAACCAACUCUGAAGUUGCAACAAUGACGUAUUUACAAUCCAAAGACUUGCUUCCAAUACCAAAAAUCCUUGACUGGAAUGAUGAUCCGUUGAAUCCAAUUGGCACAGAAUAUAUCAUCCAGGAGCAUGUACUCGGUAUUCAGCUGCACCAAAUGUGGCCGACAAUGAAUUCCGUACAACAUAUGCUGUGCACCAAGGCACUCUCAUUGGCAAUGAAGAAGAUGUCGUCUUUGGACUUCCCGACCUAUGGCAGCCUUUACUUCUCCGAUGCGCCACUAGACUCGCACAUGAAAAUCCCCUUUGAGGAGGGCUUUUGUAUUGGACCACAUUGCAGUCCGGUUUUCUGGAACCGGAAUCCAGGGGAACUUGAGCUCUACGGCGAUCCCAGUCCCAAUUGCGGUCCUUGGAAAGACCUCACAAGCUAUUAUCUAGGCUUAAUAGAGACCGGUUUUUCUCGAUUGCCAAAAGAAGAGGACACCAUCAAGCGCGAGCUUAUCCCUCAUCAAGGAUCCAUUCAAGAUCACAUCCGUCUGCUGCAAAUAAGUCAAGAAGUGAUGCAGAGAUUGGUCAAAGAUAAGCGCAUUCAGGACGCUGCUAUACCGGUGCUGCUUCACCCGGAUUUUCACAAAAGGAAUAUCUACGUCUCGGCCGAGGAUCCGACCAUCAUCACUGGCCUGAUUGAUUGGCAAUCAACGAGCAUCGAGCCUGCAUUUGUUUAUGCCAAUGAGACUCCCGAUUUCGCUGCAUUGCCCGAGGAGCUCGAGGAGCUCGAGGAGCACGAGGAAGACACUCUCAAAGACGAACAAGACGAACGGAAGGUUCCUGGCGACAAGAAACGAGAAUGGAAAGAUGCAUUGAUCUGCUAUCAGACCUACGAUGUGUGCAUGAAAGGGCUUGCUCCUAAAUUACGUCCCGCAAGACUACUUGAUCCGACUUUGUUUCGUCUCUUCCAUUACUGUCACACGACAUGGAGAGACAGUGCUGCAGCUGUUCGCCAGGAGUUAAUCGAGCUUUCAGCUGGGUGGACGGAACUCGGACUGCAGGGUUCGUGCCCGUUUUCUCCGACUGAAGAGGAAUUAAAAGAGCACGCUCGAGAUUAUGAAGACUUUGAGACUGUCCAAAAACUUAAAUUAUGGCUCAAAAGCUCUCUCAAUACGAAUUCGGAUGGGUGGGUCCCGAACGAGAUAUGGGACGCUGCGAGAGUUGCUCAUCGCGCAGCGUAUGAUGAAUGGAUACAGACGGCCAGAGAAUCGGAGUCUUGCGGCGAAGAUCUGACCGUAGCGAAAGCGGACAAGUUGUGGCCAUUUGAUGCGAGAUGACAAGAGAACUCCAAAUGUCUGCCGGGCAUACUAUACUACGGUAUUGUAAUGAUUAACGGAAUCCGUCCCGCGCCAGAGAAGCACGCGGAAAGGCACAAGUGUAUCCCUGUAAUGAUUUCCAUCCU